GACUCUAGACUGACGCUAGGUCUCCCCAUCUGAUCACACUGUCACAGUUUCCAGCUCUUUAACACCCAUCCCUUGUUUCCAGAGAGGUCGGAAGCAACGGGACAGAAGCCUCCCAUCGCGCAGAACCCUGCCCAUGCUCCCAACGAGGGGGUGCCUUUUCUACACGAAGGCGGGGCUCUCAUGGGGGCCGCCCCGAAACACGUAUGGGGGCGGAGUCUCCUAGAAGGCCAGUGCGCGGCCGCGGAUCUCCACCAGCCCAUCGCUCCGCCCCGCAGGAGACUACGCGCCACCAUGGAGGAGUACCAUCGCCACUGCGACGAGGUUGGCUUCAAUGUUGAUGAAGCUCACAAUAUUGUUAAAGAGUGUAUAGAUGGGGUCUUGGGAGGUGAAGAUUAUAACCAGAAUAACAUCAACCAAUGGACUGCAAGCAUCGUGGAACAGUCCUUAACACAUUUGGUUAAGCUGGGAAAAGCUUAUAAAUAUAUCGUGACCUGUGCGGUGGUCCAGAGGAGUGCAUAUGGCUUUCACACAGCCAGUUCAUGUUUUUGGGAUACUACAUCUGAUGGAACCUGUACCGUGAGAUGGGAGAACCGAACCAUGAACUGUAUUGUCAAUGUUUUUGCCAUUGCUAUUGUCCUGUGACACAGUAAAAAUGUCCGGCCAAAGCCGUUAAAUUAAGAAUUUGUCAGUGUAUCCUUUCUAAAAAGAGUAAUAGUUACUUGUUAAUGUAUUAGAUGACAAGCGUGCAAUAUGCUUCAAAAGCUCUCAACAAAAACUGAAUAUUCUAAGCAAAAGCCAUCUCAUAGUAAGUUGGCAGAUUAGCUCAUUCUACACAGCAUCAUUUACAUGGGAAAAAUUUAAUGUUGGCAAAAAACAAAAACAAAUAUGGCAUGACAUGAAAAUACAAUCUUAUAUUUACACCGGCUUUUCACUAACAUGUGCGUAAGGAGAUGGGGAAAUCUGUUCAGAUAAUAAAAUUCUCUUUCAGCAGAGAAGUUAACAGGGAUAAGUAUAUGAACAAAAAAAUGCUGCAAAGAUAAAUGUGGAGAAAAUGAUAAUUAGCUAACACUUCUUAGUUUUUGAUUUCUCCUUAGUUGUACAUCUAAUUUACUGGAAAAUAGUUUUCUUCCGUACCAGCUAUUAUUACAGUAACAGCCAUCAUUGACUUGUUUAUUUUUUCUGAGGAUUGUCAAAAUGUUUUUUUAAAUUUCAAACUCUUAGAUUUACAUGUGAGGACCAAUUAAAUCUGGUAACUUGCAUUCCGUGGUGAAACAAACCUCGUGAUGAAAAGUACAUGACACUAACAGCUGCCUUACAAUGGACUAAUUUCAUGUAGAGCUAACAUUUAUUGAAUUCCUAUUAUAUGUAUAUUUCUCUGUUAACAUUAUAGCUCUCAAUGUAUUGUGCGAAUUCCGAGUUCCUUUUGGCACCUGUUCACAGUUGAACAACUAACCUGUUCAGGGCAGAAAAAAAAGAAUUGUUUUACAAGAAGAAAAGGAAUCUGAUUAUCCAUGUAGAAGUAAGCAAAAUGAAAAGCACUUAAUGCUGACAGAGAAUUAGAGAUGUCAUUUUAAGAACUGCUUCCAGCAAGUAAAAAAAAAAGAAAGCGCAUAAAAUAUGCAACUCUUAGUUAAAGGCCUUACUAGCAGUAUAACUAGACAGGUAGCAAAUUUUGUCAUUGCUUUAGUUACAACCAUCUGUAAAUAAUUUAAAUACUUAUUACAUGAGGUUUAAAUUGAAUGGAAUAAAGUAUAAAUUCAAAGUAUACAAUCAUUAGCAGGUUAAUGAAUAUCUCAGGGCUUAUAAAAUGUAGUUAAAUUUAGUAAGAAGAUAAAAGAUGAAAAAUUAGGGUACACAGCUGGUCACCAAACGCGAAGUCAAUCUGGUUAUUUAGCCCGGAAAACAAAAAUAAUUUUGCAUAUUACCACUAACACGAAUAUAUAGGGAGGAGAACCAUGAUUCAUUGCAUUUUGAGGGGAAGGAAAGGCUUAGUAUUAAUACUGACAAUAUUAACAUAGUAUUCUUGUAGGAAUACUAUGUGCAUGUUUGAUAUGUUGCUGUGUAACAGUAAUUGUUCAAUGUUUAAGAAGAACAUUAAGAAAAUACAAGGGUAGAGUUUCAUGUGGGGAGCUACAUUUUUGGCACGUCAAAAAUUCUCAUAGCCAUUACCUUCAUCUUACUUUGCGCUGCUGGCUUUUGUGCCCUUGAAGAUUAUAAUAGUGACCAAAAUAUCUGUGCAGUUAAGGCUUGCUUUUGAUUAUUGUUAUUGAGGCCUGAUUUUAAAGGAAUAAUAAUCAAAAAAUACCUCGUGAACUUGCUAUCUGCUCUGUUUUUAUUUAAAAUAUAAUAAAGAUUAUCUUCCCGUGCUGUA
Felis catus (domestic cat) is the source of this 2371-nucleotide messenger RNA. It is a transcript of the gene DYNLT3, whose product is annotated as dynein light chain Tctex-type 3. The coding region runs from base 181 to 642 and encodes 153 amino acids. Gene Ontology annotation, cellular component: cytoplasm; kinetochore; cytoplasmic dynein complex. NCBI's taxonomy places the organism in Eukaryota, Metazoa, Chordata, Mammalia, Carnivora, Felidae. The record is from RefSeq and is a predicted model, not a curated record. Gene Ontology annotation, biological process: microtubule-based movement. The transcript has 5 exons. Gene Ontology annotation, molecular function: dynein intermediate chain binding.